CGCGAGACGAUCUUUCCUGCGCGUUCACUCGGUUCGCCUGUGCAACCACCAGGAAAACCGAAUUCUUAUCUUGCUGUUGAAAAAGUGCUCUCUCUCUUUUCUUUCUUCUUUCAUCUUCAUCUCCCUCAUCUCCCCUUUUUCACCUCCCUCAUCCUGUACAUAAAACUGCCCACAGCCAUGUUUGGUUUGAAGAACACCCUCAAGGCCCUUUUCUGUGGCGCCCUCGUCCUCGCCUCAGUCUCUGCUGCACCCCUUGUCGAGACCCCCAACGUUGCCGUCUCCGCAGAGUUCCCUAAUGCCAUUGAAGGCUUGAACCCCACUUUGGUCUCGGGAGAACCCAACAAGUUGAAGGUCACCUUCCGCAACACCGGCAAGACCGACCUCAAGGUCAGCCUGAUCGUCGGCAGUGUUGCCGAGAGCGACGACUACACCAACGUCAUUCGCAACCUGACCUCGUACAGAUACGAUGCUACCCUCAAGGCCGACGCCACCCUGGUCUUGCCCUACACCAUCAGCAUGGACCAUGCCUCGCGUGAGGUUGGCUUGACCCUAAUUGCCGAUAUCGUUGACUCGUCUAAGAGUCAUUUCCCUCUCCUCAUCCACAACGGCACCAUCACCUUUUCGGAGCCCAUGCAGUCCUGGAUCGACUUUCAGUUGAUCUUCCUGUACGUUUUGAUUGCCGGUGUCUUCGUCGCCGCUGGCAUGUUCAUUAAGGAUUCAAUGGCUCCCGAAACCAAGAAGACCGUUAAGAAAAUCCCUGCUAUGACCCCUGAGGAGCGCGAGGCUGCUUUGGAGAAGAUGAAGGUUUUGGAUGAGGACUGGAUCCCUGAGCACCACAAGAAGUCCCCUCGUGUCACUAAGAGACGUUAAGAGUAAUCCAGAGAUCGGCAGUUCUACCUCGUUGUGUCAUCCUUCUUUCUUAGCUGCAUAUGUGUGUAUCAUAUAUAUAUCUUUAACCGUUUUUUAAUAUAAAGCAAGUCGAUCCUGAA
Messenger RNA from Gamsiella multidivaricata, 989 nucleotides. RefSeq lists its product as uncharacterized. NCBI's taxonomy places the organism in Eukaryota, Fungi, Mortierellomycota, Mortierellomycetes, Mortierellales, Mortierellaceae. Gene Ontology annotation, cellular component: endoplasmic reticulum membrane; endoplasmic reticulum. The record is from RefSeq and is a predicted model, not a curated record. The transcript is spliced from 5 exons. The coding region runs from base 178 to 870 and encodes 230 amino acids.